Molecule: messenger RNA, 1161 nt
Organism: Cantharellus anzutake
Lineage: Eukaryota; Fungi; Basidiomycota; Agaricomycetes; Cantharellales; Hydnaceae
Exons: 2
Coding region: 1-1161 (386 amino acids)
Source: RefSeq, a predicted model, not a curated record
AUGGCGGCUGCUCUUAUCACCUUUCUUCUCCUUGUCCACAGUGUUUAUUCAGCGCCCGUCUACCCUCACAACACGACUAAUUUCCUGCUGGAUGUAUCUGAUGCUUGCAGCGAUCUCCGGAAUUGCCGAACGAUGUGGUGCAUCGUCUAUAGCUGUCUCCUUACCGUGUUUGCAUGCAUUUGGACGGCAGUACACCCAAACGUACCAGGGCGCUAUUAUAGUUCCUGGUCGCUUAAAUGGCCCCGCAUCGAAUUAAUGGCACUUUCACUGGUUUCACCGGAGUUCAUUUUGACGAUCGCAUGGAAGGAAUUCUUGACAUCCUGGAGAAUAUCAAAGAAAUGCAAGAAGGUAGAAGAGUGGACCCUUACACAUUCGUACUUUGUCACCAUGAAUGGCUUCUACGACCUACCAAAAGGAAGAACGGUGGAUCUGAACGACUUGCAGCAAUACCCCGGCAUAAUUGAGAAGUUUGGGGAUGUUAGAAAGGCCGCAAUAACGAAGGAGAAAAUUCUCGACCGAAGCAAAAGGGAUCCGUUCGCCAAAUUGAUAAUCGUCAUUCAAUUUUUAUGGUUCAUCACCCAAUACACUGGACGAUGGGCAGGCCGUUUGCACAGAUCACAACUCGAGACAAUGACACUGGCGUAUGUGGCACUGAAUGUCAUUGUUUACGUGUUGUGGUGGCAUAAACCCGUUAAUGUUCAAUUUCCAAUCCAUGUGACGGAGGAGUUCCCCCCAACUUCCGAGACGAAUCAACAAGCACUUAAAGUGGAGACAGGCGCAGAUCCAACAACUCCUGUCAAGGAGGUCGGGACCCCGGGACUUGCUUUCAUAUUUGCGGCCACUGGGAUCAUUUUCGGAGGAAUACAUUGCUUUGCCUGGUCAUUUCCCUUUCCAACAUAUGUGGAGAUGAUUCUGUGGCGGAUUUCAGCGAUAUACAUUACAGCGGCUCCUGUCGUUUUAGCGUUGAGUGUAUGGGUUGCUGGUCAUGCUGCAGUUGAUCAUGUUAGCGACGUUGGUGCAGGUGUAGUACUACUCAGUGGACCUGUUUAUGCCAUUGCACGGGUUAUCUUACUUGUACUUACCUUCACCUCUCUACGUUCACCUCCACCUGAUCUAUACCAAACCCCAUCUUGGUCAUUGCUCCUCCCACAUUUUGGAUAG